Drosophila nasuta is the source of this 1073-nucleotide messenger RNA. It is a transcript of the gene Jhbp7, whose product is annotated as Juvenile hormone binding protein 7. Gene Ontology annotation, biological process: multicellular organismal reproductive process. Bases 154 to 909 code for a protein of 251 amino acids. The transcript has 4 exons. The record is from RefSeq and is a predicted model, not a curated record. Lineage: Eukaryota; Metazoa; Arthropoda; Insecta; Diptera; Drosophilidae.
AAUUUACAGUUUAGCAUUGAACUUGGUCGGGAGUUCGCCAAAAAUCAAAUCGCGCGUCGCGUUGCGUAGCCGACCCGUUAGCAGUGUGUAGAACAGUAAGAGUUUUAAAAGUUUUUCUAUUAGUAAAAGUUUUCAUUCGCAAAUCGCUCAAACAUGCUGCUUCAUUUGUGCUCUGUUGUGCUGUUAGGCCUCGCACUGGGCGCCAAUGGUGCCUCCAAUUUCCCUGCUGAACUGCCGCGUUGCCACUACUCUGACACGCAGUGCAUCAUCAAUGUGUCGCACACACUGGUGCGACAAUAUGCUCGCACUGGCUAUGCGCCGGCCGCAUUUCCCCAAGUGGAGCCCUUCCUGGUGAAGCGCUUCGAUAUCUCUGAUGGACGCAGUGGAUCGCUGAGUCUCAAACUCAGCUUUGCCGAUGUCAAUGUGGAGGGACUAUCGAGCGUUAAGUUCGAUAGAGCGGUUGGCUUUGAUACCAAUCCUGCGACCAGCAAAUUCGAGAUGUACGGCUCCUUCCCCAAGGUGGUGUUGCGUGGCAAGUAUGUGGCCGAUGGACGUAUCUUGAUUCUGCCCAUUCGCGGCGAUGGCGACGCUGACAUCACUCUGCACAAUCCCAAGUUCUCGGUGAAGUUCAAGCCGGGCACUCAGGCGCGCAAUGGCAAGACCUAUCUUAGUGUGGACAAGCUUAAGGUGCUGCUGGAGCCACAGAAGUUGAACAUUAAGCUGACGAAUCUGUUCAAUGGUGACAAGGCGCUGGGCAACAAUCUGAAUCAGUUCCUCAACGAGAACUGGUCGGAUGUCUGGAGCGAGUUGCAGCCGUCGGUUCACGUGGCCAUUGCGGAGAUUAUGAAGAGCAUUCUGUCCACACUGUUCAAGCGUUUCCCCUACGAGGAUCUCUUCCUGGAGGACUAAACAGAUUUCAGCCAUUUCACAUAAAAUAUAAAUACAUAUAUGUAUGUAGUUGUAGUCUUUAGCUAUUAGCGUGUGCGUGUACGAGUAUUUUUGGACUGUUUGCUGUUUAAGUAAAGACUUAGUUUAACACUAAAUAAUAAACAAACUCAAUAAUGGAAGAUAAA